AUGGGUGGGUCUCAGGAACCCUCCAUCUCAGAGAUGCUGCUGCUGCUGCUGCCCCUGCUGUGGGCAGCUCAUGGCUACUGGUUCCAGGAAGGGGCAAAUCCAUACCAGGAUGCUCCUGUGGCCACAAAUGACCCAGAUCGUGAAGUACAGGAAGAGACCCAGGGACGAUUCCACCUCUUUGGAGACCCCCAGACCUACAACUGCUCCCUGGACAUCACAGAUGCCAAGAGGAGGGACAAUGGAAAAUACUUCUUUCGGGUGGAGACAAAUAGAACAAAAUGGAAUUAUAAAUCUAACCCUCUCUCUGUGCAUGUUAUGGCCCUGACCCAUACUCCCCACAUCCUCAUCCUGGGGAUCAUGGAGUCUGGCCACCCCAGCAACCUGACCUGCUCUGUACCUUGGGCCUGUGAGCGGGGCACACCCCCAAUAUUCUCCUGGACAUCAGCUGCCCUCAUCUCCCUGGGCCCCAGGACCCACUUCUCCUCAGUUCUCACCCUCACCCCACGGCCCCAGGACCAUGGCACCAACCUCACCUGUCAGGUGAAGUUCCCUGCAGUUGGUGUGACUGCGGAAACAACCAUCCAGCUGAAUGUCACCUGUCUCCAGACUGUGUUUCCAGAGAACGUCAUCGUCCACAUCCUGCAGAGUAUGAACAACUACACGUCCUCUCCAAGGCCAGAGACCAAGGGGCCAACACCACGGGCUGGAUUUGAAGGCUUGGGUCCAGAAUACGACCUUGAGAUGCAGGAGCUGGUGAUGGUGCAGGAGAGAUUGUGCAUCCUUGUGGCCUGCACCAUUUUCUACCCCAAGUAUUACUGGAUGGAUUCUGACCCAGUUCAUGGCUACUGGUGCCAGAAUGGGGCCACUCCUGGACAGGUUGCCCCAGUGGCUACAAACAGCCCCAACCAGGAUGUGCAGCAGAAGGUCCAGGGACGAUUGCCCCUCCUUGGUGAUCUCUGGACCUACAACUGCCCCUGGAGUAUCAGAGACACACAUAAUGGGAACAUGGGGCACACUUCUCUCAAGUGCAGAUAG
This is a messenger RNA of Equus quagga, 1035 nucleotides long. RefSeq names its product sialic acid-binding Ig-like lectin 8. Lineage: Eukaryota; Metazoa; Chordata; Mammalia; Perissodactyla; Equidae. Gene Ontology annotation, biological process: cell adhesion. Gene Ontology annotation, molecular function: sialic acid binding. The record is from RefSeq and is a predicted model, not a curated record. Gene Ontology annotation, cellular component: plasma membrane. Bases 1 to 1035 code for a protein of 344 amino acids. The transcript has 6 exons.